Molecule: messenger RNA, 726 nt
Organism: Schizophyllum commune H4-8
Lineage: Eukaryota; Fungi; Basidiomycota; Agaricomycetes; Agaricales; Schizophyllaceae
Product: mitochondrial import translocase, subunit Tom22
Exons: 3
Coding region: 89-520 (143 amino acids)
Biological process (GO): intracellular protein transport
Cellular component (GO): mitochondrial outer membrane
Source: RefSeq, a predicted model, not a curated record
GUGCUGUCGUCACCGCCCACGGUCCACGUCCCCGACCACCACCACCACCUCCGACCUUGCCCUACCACCCCGUUCACCGCCGCCCAUCAUGGUCCAGGUUGAGAUUGUUGACGAAAAGGACCCGCAGUACGCCUCCGACGAGUCCUCCGCCGCCGACUCGGACGACGACCUCGAGUCUGUCACAUCCGACGACGACGAGCGCGACGAGACGCUGCUCGACCGCAUUGCCGCGCUCAAGGACAUUGUCCCGCCAAGCACACGCCUCGCCGUCGCAAACAACGUCAGCAAGGCAGGCAGCUUUGUGAAGGGCACGGGGAAGGUUGUCGGCAACAUCGUCUGGGUGCUGACCACGUCUGCGCUGCUCAUUGCCCUUCCACUUGGUCUCGCGCUCGAGGAUGAGGCGAAGCUGGUCGCGCAAGAAAAGGAGAUGUUCGAGCAGCAGCAGGGCACGCAGGGCAUGAUGCCGACCAUGUACCCGCAAGCUGAUCAACCGAAGGGCAUUGUCCCUCCAGGUUUCUAGGCGCCUUCGCCCUGCUCCUCCAGUCCCCUCGUGAUCCCACAGGCGCCGGCCGGCCCCGACUCACGACCCUCUUACUUUACAUGACAUGUAAUAUAUGCCCACUGCAACGCGCUACUCACCUCUGCACACAAUCCCUGUUAUUUCUGUACGCCUCAAGAGGAUAGCACGUUGGCUCACAAGGCCAAAUCAUGUGCGCUUCUGUCAAG